AUGAGUGAGCAAGGCCAACACGUGGAAGAAUGGAUUCGUCGUAAUCCCCAUGGACUGCAACCGCUCAGCACCUUUCCGGAGGACUAUCCUCCAAUGGGACGCCUAAACUACAAUGUGCCACCUAUUAAACUAACCUUGGAAGACUCCCCCACCGCCCUCAUUCCCGAGCCCUUCUGGCACGGAUACACUGGCGCGAGGACGCACUUCGUACAACAGCCAAUGCCAUCAAAUGCACAAUUCCUUCUGACAGGAGGCUACGCUCCUCGGCGGGGAGGGGUGAGCGCCGUUGUUACUGAAUCGCCGAAACCAGUCCACGACCUACCUCCUAGUGUGCCUUGCAGUACGGUGACGGUAGCUGCAAUGGCAGGGAAGGACUCGAUGACCACGGUUAUACGGCCGCAGAUACACCCGAUUCAGGUGGAUGUAUCUGACUCCCGUCUGUGGCGCUUUGACGGCCGCGAUCACACUUUCAAGACAGUCUAA
This is a messenger RNA of Spirometra erinaceieuropaei, 483 nucleotides long. Lineage: Eukaryota; Metazoa; Platyhelminthes; Cestoda; Diphyllobothriidea; Diphyllobothriidae. The record is from the annotation of a GenBank genome assembly.